Messenger RNA from Pseudomassariella vexata, 1272 nucleotides. RefSeq names its product methylthioadenosine phosphorylase. The transcript is spliced from 3 exons. Gene Ontology annotation, cellular component: cytosol. Gene Ontology annotation, biological process: nucleoside metabolic process. Gene Ontology annotation, molecular function: S-methyl-5-thioadenosine phosphorylase activity. The coding region runs from base 138 to 1061 and encodes 307 amino acids. Lineage: Eukaryota; Fungi; Ascomycota; Sordariomycetes; Amphisphaeriales; Pseudomassariaceae. The record is from RefSeq and is a predicted model, not a curated record.
CCCAUCGCGACAUCGAGGUUGCGGGCAGAUCACUUUCAGAAGGCUUCCAAAAAUUUGUUACUCCUUACAGCUGCUCCGAGGUCGUAUAUCUCAGUUGGUCCCACCCUUGAAUUUUGAGCCGAGUCUUAAUCUUGAUAAUGGCUUCCCUCCCACAAACCUUCGACCGACCGGUCCAUAUCGCCGUCAUUGGCGGCACCGGCCUCUACAAGAUCGACGGCUACACACCGGUCGCCGUGGUGAACCCCGAGACACCUUGGGGCAAACCCUCGUCGCCGAUCCACAUCCUCGAGCAUAACGGCGUGCCCAUCGCUUUCCUUGCGCGCCACGGCGAACACCACCAGUAUGCGCCGCAUGAGGUGCCCGCGCGCGCCAACAUAGCCGCCCUCCGCCACAUCGGUGUGCGGUGCGUCAUCGCUUUCAGUGCGGUCGGCUCCCUGCAGGAGGAGAUCAAGCCCAUGGACUUCGUCGUGCCCGACCAAAUCAUCGACCGCACCAAGGGCAUCCGGCCAUUUACUUUCUUCGAAGGCGGGCUUGUUGGCCAUGUUCCCUUUGGCGAUCCCUUCGAUAGCAAGAUAGUGAAUGUGGUCAAGGGCUGUGCGGCCGCUAUGAAAGGCGAGGGCGUCACGCUACAUGAUAAGGGGACGGUGAUCUGCAUGGAGGGGCCUCAAUUCUCUACUCGCGCCGAAUCAAAUCUCUACCGCUCCUGGGGUGGCUCCGUCAUCAACAUGUCGGCACUGCCCGAGGCCAAGCUUGCCCGCGAGGCCGAGAUGGCGUACCAGAUGAUCUGCAUGGCUACUGACUACGACUGCUGGCACAGCACUGAGGACGUGGAUGUUGCCAUGGUUAUGCACCACAUGUCGACCAACGGUCAGAACGCGAAACAUCUGGUUGGUGCUGUACUCGACGAACUCUCCAAACAGGAGAACAGCGACUUGGUCACGGCUAAGCACUGGGAAGGGGCGAGCAAGGGCGCUGUCAUGUACUGCACUAUGCCUGAGGGUCGUAGCCCGGAGGCUUUGAAGAAGGUCCAGUAUCUGUUCCCAGGGUUCCUCAAGGAAUAGGAAUAUUAUCUAUCACGACCCAAAGGCCGACGGAGAUCAAAUCAAAGCGUGGCACGAGUUGGAUGAGGCCUUGCCGUGCGGGUGAGGAAACCUCUAGAUGUAUAUCAUUCUCCUAUCUAUGGGGUAUAUGCAGCCAUAUCCAGGGGCUAAACGGCCUUCGAAACCACGCUUCCUGACACAAAAUACAACAAAUAUUCUUGAACUUAGCAUU